AUGGCGAAAGAUUCCCAUACAUUGCAAAAAGGUGCUGUCGUUCAGCACACCGCCAAAGCCCAUAACCUGAAAAGUCAACUGCCUGAAGGGAGCAUGGAAUCUUUGGCAACAACCAUUUGUUUCGUCACGCUGAACUACCGAACACUAUCGAGUGAACUCCAACAAGCCGCUCUAUCAAGACUACUGCGAUAUCUCUGUGUGCCUUUUGCUGCACUGCAAGAAACACGCAUGAGAGAUCGGCCCGUCAUCAGCAUCGAAAAUUACACCAUAUACUGCGGCGAUGCUGAUGAGAACAAAAUGCGCCUUUCUACGACUGCGGAUCGCAGAGGACGUAAACUCUGGAUCGUAAUUGCUCACGCACCUACGGGAACCGCUGAGGAGAACAGUAAGGACGUCUUCUAUGAUGAACUCAAUUCGUUGAUGUCUAAAAUACCAAGCCAGCAGCUCGACUACGUUCUGGCGAGGAACAUACCUCAGUCAGAUAUCCGAAAAUCUAGAGCUGUUUUGGAUGUCGCGUUCUACUCUGACCACCGUCCAGUUCUUCUCAGCUUCAAGAUAAGGUUCCACAAGAGAAACCGAGGAGUUCCUCUUCAACCGAAAAUCGACAUGGCAGGUUUGAAAGACGAUGAAUCCAGAACAAAAUUCCGCCAACGUGUGUCUAUUCAUGUUGGAGUACGGACCAGGAAGAAGCUUAGCGAUGCGGAUUCCUUCACAAAAAACAUCCAAGACGCUGCAAGGGAAACGCUCCCUGUUCUACUGCCGCGGAAGAAGUUUGCCUUUGCAUCUGCGGAAACAAAAUCCACGUACAAUUCUGUAUGUGUCGCGUGCAACGCUGGUGACUUCAACCAGGAAAAGCGUCUUAGAAGGAAGCUCCAUCGUCAACUGCAACAGGACCGCAACAACGAGUGGACGUCAAGAGCGAUGGAGUUUGAGAAGGUGUGGAAGGACAGGAACCCGCGGAAAGCCUAUGCUCUACUAAAACAGUAUAGCAGCAAAAUGAAAAGAUGUUCUCCUGUCCUCAACACUGCCAGUGGAGUAGCUAUCGGUGAAGCAACCCUUCCAAUUUGGAGGGAACACUUCAAGACCUUGCUGAACUGGUUAGCGCCGUCAGCUCCUGAACUCGAGCACGUUCAUAGACCAACAUAUGCGGUUAACGAGGAGCCACCGACCUAG
Molecule: messenger RNA, 1173 nt
Organism: Necator americanus (New World hookworm)
Lineage: Eukaryota; Metazoa; Nematoda; Chromadorea; Rhabditida; Ancylostomatidae
Exons: 3
Coding region: 1-1173 (390 amino acids)
Source: RefSeq, a predicted model, not a curated record